This is a messenger RNA of Juglans regia (Persian walnut), 4187 nucleotides long. Its product is annotated as protein CROWDED NUCLEI 3-like. Gene Ontology annotation, cellular component: nucleus. The record is from RefSeq and is a predicted model, not a curated record. Gene Ontology annotation, biological process: nucleus organization. NCBI's taxonomy places the organism in Eukaryota, Viridiplantae, Streptophyta, Magnoliopsida, Fagales, Juglandaceae. The coding region runs from base 253 to 3849 and encodes 1198 amino acids. The transcript has 8 exons.
CCUCGCCUCCCCUCCCCUCCCCUCCCCUCCCCUCACUCACUCAUUUCCCCCGAUUGCUCAAUUCCAAUCUUUUGUUUUUACUCCGAUGAAAUCCUCCAGAAACUACUGCUAUUUUUCUCGAUUAUCCCUGUUUCCCCGCCAUAUGGAACAGCGUGGUCAGGGAUUCUAGGGUUUUUAAGGAAUCUUUAGUUUGGCGUUCCCCCCCUUUUUUCUUUUCUUUCUUGGUUUAUGAAUCUUUGAGAUUCCUCCGAAAUGUUCACGCCGACGCCGCAGAGGAAUGCGUGGCCGGCGGUUACGGUAGCGCCCAGGAGUACUUCAGCUGGAAAGGGCAAGGCAGUGGCGUUUGUUGAAGUCCCAGAGCAGCCACCGCCGCCCCAACAUUCGCUGAGCGGCAAAGGCUCGGCGGGGUUGGAUACUGGGGAUAUGGAGGACUGGAAACGGUUUAGGGAGGCGGGGUUGUUGGACGAGACGGCGAUGGAGAGGAAGGACCGCGAGGCGCUUUUGGAUAAGAUCACGAAGCUUCAGAACGAGCUUUAUAACUACCAGCACAACAUGGGGCUUCUCUUGAUUGAGAAGAGGGACUGGACUAUGAAGUAUGAAGAACUGGGGCAAGCUCUGUCUGAAACGCAGGAGAUCCUCAAACGGGAGCAGUCGGCACAUUUAAUUGCUCUCUCUGAAGUUGAGAAGCGAGAAGAGAAUUUGAAGAAAAUAUUGAUUGCUGAGAAGCAGCGCGUGAGAGAUCUUGGAAAGGAUAUACGUGAGGUUCAAGAGGAGCGUGACCAAAUCAAGCUUAAAUCUGAGGCAAAGUUGGCUAAUGUUGACACUUUGCUUGUUGGAACUGAAGAGAAAUCUUUGGAGGUAGAGGAAAAGUUGCAUGUUGCUGAAGCCAAGCUUGCUGUGGUAAACAGAAAGAGCUCAGAAUUGGAGAUGAGAUUGCAAAAUGUGGAGGGUCGUGAAAGUGUUCUUCGGAGGGAGCGUCUAUCCUUAACGGCUGAGCAAGAAGCACAUAAAGAAAUUUUUUAUAAGCAAAGGGAAGACUUGCGAGAGUGGGAGAGGAAACUGCAGGAAGGGGAGGAGAGGCUACUCAAGAGUAGGAAAAUCUUUAAUGAAAGAGAGCAGACAGCAAAUGAACUUGAUGCAACUCUUAAACAGAAAGAGAGGGACCUCAAAGAGGCUCAAAAGAAGAUCGAUUUAUGCAACUCAACAUUAAAAGAGAAGGAGGAUGAUAUCAAUAUAAGACUGGAAGACGUAAUUGCAAAAGAGAAAAAGGCCGACUCUCUGAGAAGCUUCCUUGAGAUGAAGGAGAAGGAAUUACUUGUGUUGGAAGAGAAGCUUAAGGCUAGAGAGAGAGUGGAAAUUCAGAAGCUUCUUGAUGAGCAAAGGGCAAAUCUGGAUACAAAAUUGCAGUGGUUUGAGCUGGAACUAGAAGAGAAAAGGAAAUCCCUUAAUGAGGAACAUAGAAGCAAGUUAGAUGAGGUUGAGCAGAAGAAGGCCAAAAUCAACCAUGAGAAAGAAAAGUUGACAAAACAAGAACAGCUUAUGGUUAAGAGGGAGGAGAGAAUGAAUGAGAAAGAGAAGGACAUUGAAAUGAAAAUGAAAUCUUUUAGAGAUAUGGAAAAUGCCAUUAAAGCUGAUGAGAAAAGGUUGGAGGUGGAAAAGCAGCAAAUACUUACUGAUCAAGAGAGUCUGCAAAGUCUCAGAGAUGAGAUUAAGAAGAUAAGGGAUGAAAAUACUCAGCAGAAGCGAGAACUCCAUGAAGAGAGUGAGAAACUGAAGAUAAGUAAGAGGGAGAGGUCAGAGCACAUCUGUCUACAGUCACAAUUGAAGCAGGAAAUAGAGAAUUACAGACUUCAGCAGGAAUUGCUUUUGAAGGAAGGUGAAGAUUUGAAACUUGAAAGGGAGAAGUUUGAGAAAGAGUGGGAAUUGUUGGAUGAGAAAAGAGCUGAAAUUAGUAGGGAGCUAAGGCAAACUGCUGAAGAGAGAGAAAAAUUGGAGAAAUUACAGCGCUCUGAAGAAGGUAGGCUGGAAAAAGAGAGAUAUGUAGUGCAGGAUGAAAUAAAGAGGAAGUUGGAAGCCCUUCAACAGGAGAAAGCAUCAUUUGCAUCCUUAAUGAGGCAUGAAAAUUUAGCUCUAUCUGAGAAAGCUCAGAAUGAGCACAAUCAAAGGCUUCAAGAGUUUGAAUUGCGGAGAAGGGAUCUGGAGAAUGAUAUUCGGAAUAGGCGUGAAGAAAUGGAGAAGCGCCUGCAGGAAAGAGAAACAGCAUUUGAGGAGGAGAGAGAAAGAGAGCGUAAUAGUAUUCGUCAUUUGAAUGAAGUUGCUGAGAAGCAAUGGGAGGAGGUGAAAUCUGAGAGGCAUAGAAUACAGAAGGAAACAGAAGAGCUUAAAAUGAACCAGAAGCAACUGGAAGUAAACCAACUUGAAAUGCGUAAAGAUAUCGAUGAGCUUGGUGAUUUAAGCAGGAAGCUCAAGAUGCAGCGGGAACAGUUUAUUGAGGAAAGAAGUCUAUUCCUUGCAUUUGUUGAGAAGCUGAAGAGUUGCAAAAUUUGUGGGGAAAUCACAAGGGAGUUUGUUUUCUCUGACCUCCAAGUACCUGAUAUGGAAGAUAGGGAGGUUAUUUCUCUGCCAAGGCUGGGUGAUGAAAUUUUGAAGAGCUCUCAAGGCAACGUAGCUGCUACUGAUCUUGGAUUUUCUGACUCUGGGGGGCACCUGUCGUGGAUCCGAAAAUGCACCUCAAAGAUUUUUAAAAUAUCCCCAGGUAAAAAGAGUGAGCAUGUUGCUGCUCCAGUUUUGACCGAGUCAUCCCCAUCAUCACCUAUUCUGCUAAAUGUAGAAAAUAAAAGGGAGCCUGCUAUGCUUGGCAAAGGAGCCAAAGGGUAUGCUAUUUCCAAGGAUGAGCCACAGCCAUCUCUUGGGAUGGCUGCCAACACUUACGAUGUCCAGCGGCUCCAAUCUGAUAGCAUCAUUGGGGAGGUGGAUAAUGUGUCUGCUCCAUCUGCUGAUGAUCAUAGCCACAUGGAUAGUAAGGUAGAAAAAGUUCCCGAUGAUUCCCUGCAAUCAGAACUUAGGGUUGUUCGGCGGAAGCCUGGGGGAAAACGCAAGUCAGGAGUGCAUAGGACACGCUCUGUGAAGGCGGUUGUUGAAGAUGCAAAGGUUUUUCUCAAGGAAACCCCUGAGAAAACAAGACAGAACCAUACCGAUGAGGAAAGCAGGGGUGAUUCCAGUCAUACUGAGACUGUAGUUAGUAAAAAUGCAAGGAAGAGACAACAUGCGCAAACCUCAAGGAUAACAGAGAGUGAGCAAGAUGUUGGGAAUAGUGAAGAGCAUUCUGAAAGUGUCACAGCUGGUGGACGCAGAAAGAGGCGGCAAACUGCUGUUUCAAUCGUGCAAACUCCAGUAGAGAAGCGAUACAAUCUCAGGCGUCAUAAGAUUGCAGGUUCACUCCCAGCUCAAGACCCCCCAGCUGACCUGACAACGACAAAGGAGAAAGAAGCUGAUGGUGGUGAUGCGGUGGAAAUAGAACCAAUACCUGAAGCUGUUUAUGCACCAUCAGUGGGUGUUGCUGGCAAGAAUGGCCAACUCACACAAUUAGUGCACAUUACGACGGUAAAAAGUGUGGAGAUCUCUGAAGAUAGAGUUGUUAGGUUCAAAACACCAGAGAUUGUUAAUGAUGAUGCUGAUGUGGCAAAGUUAGCUGAUUUGAGUGAGGAAAUAAAUGGUACACCAGAAUUUGGCAAUGAAGACGAGAGUGGGAGCACAAUCCAUGAGGCUGAAGAUGACUAUGGUGAUGAGUCGGAUCGUCCUGGUGAAGUGUCAAUAGGAAAGAAGAUAUGGACUUUCUUCACAACAUGAUGAUGCGAUUUUUUCUUCAGUUCACUCUAGGAGCUCCCCCUCCUUCGCUCUCCCCUUUUACCAGAGUAUGAACCAUUUGAAAGUCAUGUAAUUGAGGGCUUCUAGCUUUAGUUGAUGAGAUUUGUAAGCAUUUUUUUUUUUCUCCUGUCGUAGUUUUGAGGGUAGAAAAAAGUUUGGCGAUUGUGGAGGGGUGGUUUCAGUUUAGGACUUCUGAUGCAUGAUGUUACUAGUUACAGCAUGUUAUUGAUAUCAUAAAGCAUCAUGGUGAUGUAAUUUCAACAUGUUUAGAAUUUUUCUUUCAACAUAUUCUUUACAAAAGCGUCAGUUCACAUAUUUAA